AACGUGAAUCGGAUAAUAGGUGCUCUUUAAAAUUAGCUGUGCGCACAGACGCACACUCAAAUGGACACACACUCAUAAGCGCACGCACGGAGACGCACGUUUCACGCCAAACACAAAAUGUCUCCGCACUUGACAGGGCACAUACACGCAAAAUUAUCUAAAAAUAUCACAGUCUUGGCAAGUACUCUCAUAAUAACUGUCUCGCCGGUUUGAGUGUUUGUGAGGUUCAGUAUGAGGUAAGGGAGCUCAGCAGCGCCCCCCGCAGCUUGAAAACUUUGCCUUGUCGAAGUGAUUUCCUCCCCUGCUUUUACUUCCUGUUUUCUAAGGGAGUCACUUAACUCCGAUCGUUUUUGCUCAUCAGGACUUCACUAUGCUUUUUAUGUUCCGAUAGUUUUGACUCGUCUUCGUCACCUUACGGACCGCGAGCCGUAUCGACAGCGGACAUUCAUACAUUAAACAUAAUUAUAUACGCCGCUCUAGAUGGAGGUCGGAGGGCUGAACUCGGUCGUGUCUACGGCUAUGAUGGAUUUUACGUAGACUUUUGUUAUUUUAAGCCCGUUUGUACUGCCUCCCGGUCGGUUUUUCGGCAUUUAGCGCAUUGGGUUUCCUGCUUUGCCGAUCUGUCCAGCCUCGACCGCUCCUCUGACUAAAGCAACAAUGUAACAAACUGUUCAUUUAUCGUCCGUGAGCACGAUCGCCGCGCGCUUACGCCGCUUGUAAAGUUUACGGUGUCCCCGCCGUAUCGCGUGUGUUUAUCCGUCAAACUUUACAAUGGCCGAGCUGCAGCGACCGACGCUAUGCUGCUGUCGGAAAGUGCUGACUGUGCCCGGUAAGUCCUGCGAGGGUAGCCGGGGUUUGUCGCACUGUCACCCGGUGGAUGUCGCGUCGGCGUCCAACUUCCAUAGCUUUAAACUCCGGCAUUUCCAUCUGGACCUCCAUCUAAACUUCGCCGUGAAACGGAUGACGGGAUGGCAGGUUCUGGAGCUGACACCGGUCCAGCCCGGCGUUCAGUCUCUCAUUCUGGACACGCAUCCUUCAUUAUUAAUUCAUUCCGUGGACUGCAAGGUGCCCGGCGCGUCCGGUACUCCCGAUGUGUUUAUCUCACUCACCUAUCGAGUGGAACCGUUCACCGAUUACGGAUCAUCACUGAACAUCAGCCUCCCGGCCGCCGUGAUCCGGCCACACCGGGCUUUCCGUGUCACCAUCCGCUACACUACAACAGACGGCCCUGCGAUCUGGUGGCUGGAUGCAGAGCUGACGUGCGGACAGACUCGUCCGUUGGUCUUCACCCAGGGUCACUCCGUCUGCAAUCGGUCGUUUUUUCCUUGCUUUGACACGCCGGCUGUCAAAAGCACCUACUCUGCCACUGUCAGGGUACCAGAGGGUGUCACAGUGUUGAUGAGUGCUUCAAGAAGUGCGUACUCCAAACAGGACAGGGUUUUCCAGUUCUCUAUGGAAUAUCCUGUCCCGGCUUACUUGGUUGCGCUGGUGGCAGGAGAUCUACAGCAUGCAGACAUCGGGCCCAGGAGUCGUGUAUGGGCAGAGCCCUGCAUCUUGACAUGUGCGGUCAGUAAGUUGGGUGGCAGUGUGGAGCGCUGGCUUAAUGUGGCAGAGGGGCUCUUCGGGCCGUAUGUAUGGGGAAGGUAUGACAUUGUGUUCCUUCCUCCGUCAUUCCCUAUAGUUGCCAUGGAAAAUCCCUGUCUGACCUUCAUCAUUUCCUCCAUACUGGAGAGUCAGGAAUUUCUGCUGAUCGAUGUCAUCCAUGAGAUUGCUCACGGAUGGUUUGGUAAUUCCGUCACCAAUGCCACAUGGGAAGAGAUGUGGCUCAGUGAGGGUCUGGCCACUUACGCUCAGAGACGCAUUACCACCGAGGCUUACGGAGAAGCCUUUACUUGUCUUGAGACAGUCUUUCGUCUAGAUGCUCUUCACAGACAGAUGCGUAUUCUUGGAGAUAACAAUCCUGUCAGUAAACUGCAGGCCAAAUUUGAGCCAGGUGUAAACCCCAGCAGUCUGAUGAAUUUGUUUACAUAUGAGAAAGGCUUCUGCUUCGUUUCGUACCUUUCACAGCUGUGCGGUGACAUCAAGAGAUUUGACACUUUCCUUAGGGCCUACAUAGAGAAGUUCAGGUUCAGCAGUGUAGUCGCUAAGGAUCUGCUGGACUUCUUUCUUGGCUUCUUCCCAGAGCUGAAGGAAAGCUGUGUCGCUCAGCGAGAAGGACUAGAAUUUGAGCGAUGGCUGAACGACUGCGGUCCUCCAUUAUGUGAACCAGAUCUUUCAGCCGGUCAGGCUCUAACAGACCCUGUCCAGCACCUGUGUGACCUCUGGGGCACAGAUACCCCUGACCCCCAGGCCAUCACAACGUUUGACCUCUCCUCGUGGACCACCUUCCAGACGGUUCUUUUCCUGGACCGACUUCUAGACCGCUCACCUCUGCCUCAGGAGGUGAUGAGUCUUUUGUCAAGCUGCUACUCUGCCUUGUUGGACGGCAUGAACGCUGAAGUCCAGAUUCGAUGGCUGCAGAUUGUGGUGCGUAACAGCUUUUAUCCUGAUCUGCCACGGGUUCGCAGCUUCUUACAUAAACACACCUCUCGAAUGUACACCGUGCCCCUUUAUGAGGAUUUGUGCGGAGGAGUAAUGAAGUGUUUUGCCCUGGAGGUGUUUUAUCAAACUCAGGGCCGUCUUCACCCUAAUCUUCGUCGGACUCUUCAGCAGAUGAUGUUCCAAAGUAGCGCCCUCAACAACAGCACAGCCCCAUCUUUACUCUCAUCUCCACCCUCCGUCCCUUCAUCACCCACAGACCCAUCCGCCAACGGGACCAUCGCCCUGCGAGACGUCAACGUGUCUGCUUAAGUUCAAACCAGUAAGCGGCGCUUCUGUGAAGAACUGCGCAGGACUUGAAUUUGGCUGAGACUUAGCACUAUAGCAAUGCAUCAUGGGUAGCCAGCACUCUCACAUGCUCUCCAACACUGGGAUGUUUUUUUUUUUUAAUGGAAACACUGAUUUUCAUAAGCUACACAUUAAGCUGCUCAGGGCUGUGGGACAAAGCGGAGGACAGAUGUCACGUACGUCGUUCGUGAGGGUUAUUACACCGUUACCCAAGUGUUUGUGUGUGCGCACACACGGAUGGGUAUGUCAGUAUCAAGGAAUACUGCCGGCCAUCUGUUAGCCAUUAUCUUUGUGUGUGCGUGUGAAUGUGUGUAUGUCUGUGUUUAUUUAUGUGGGUGUUUUGCAUAUGUUGCUCUGGACUAUGCACAGCUAAUUUGAGUUGCAUCUAUUGCAUUGGCUUAUCUCCGGUUCAAAUGAGGAAUCAUGUAGACAACAUUGCACAGACUUUUAGCUUUGUUUUGUAGAGGACCAAUCCAUUGUGAAACCUCUUCCUGGACAGUGUUUGAGUCUUCUUGAAUACUCACUGCCUGAUUACUUUUUUGACAUGGAUCAUUUCUUUAUUGUUUGAUUCCUUAUAACUGGUCAAGUCUCUCCUUCCUGGUGCUAACCUCUCAGCAUUGAGUCUCAGGUAAAUCAAGACACAAGAGGUGGAGCUGUGUUAGUGCCUUUCAACGCCGCUGUCCAAAUGAACAGCCUGUAUUUAUGUUAUUUGCAACAUUGCUGAUCAUUGCCUUAGAAAAUGUACAACAUAUUAGUUAUUUUCAGGAACUGAGAGACUGGGUGAGAAUUAUUAUUUUUAAGAAAAUGUGUCCCUUUCACUCCUUUUUAGUUUCGUUCUUAGUUGAAGUUCCCUUAAGUUAGCUGUGGUUGAGGAUAACGAGUGAAGUUUGUGAAUAUGCAGUUGAAUGGGGUGGACAUUCAGGGUGGGUGGGUCCAUGAUCGUCAUAAGUGGCCUUAAUCACAAACACGGUGGAAGACUGCUGAGAUUUUUCAGGUAAUAAAUAACAUGUGUGCACUUUGUGUGUUGUUUCCGAGGGUCUUACCUUGGAUUUCACAUUUUAACUUUAGUUCAUAUACGUUAAUAUAGAAAGACACUCAUAUGACUGACACUGAUCACCAAGUUAAAUGUGUUAACCUAGAGCUUUGGGGAUUAAAGGUCUACAUGCAGUGCGACCAACAAUAAAAGUUUUUCACCCUGA
This is a messenger RNA of Misgurnus anguillicaudatus (oriental weatherfish), 4085 nucleotides long. RefSeq names its product arginyl aminopeptidase like 1 (gene rnpepl1). The record is from RefSeq and is a predicted model, not a curated record. Gene Ontology annotation, biological process: proteolysis. Gene Ontology annotation, molecular function: zinc ion binding; metalloaminopeptidase activity. Lineage: Eukaryota; Metazoa; Chordata; Actinopteri; Cypriniformes; Cobitidae.